CUUUUAUUUUGUAAGUACAAUUCAACAAAACCCACGUCAAAUCCGGAUCAAGAUGGCAGCGACCUUGUGUGGCAGGCUUUUCCCGAAAUCGGGAUGGCUGCCAUUAAGCCAGAGUGUUCGUCACGGCUCCAAAGCUGUUACUCGUCACAGAAAGCCAGUACACUUUCUGAAGCAGAAGCUGAUGGCUGUCACAGAGUACAUUCCCCCCACACCUGCAGCUCCUCCUGCUGCUUUGGCUCCACGAGUCAGAAAGACUGAAGAGGAAAGUGCUCUGGCAGUUUUGUUGAGGAAAGACCUAGAAAACUUGUUUAAGGAAUGUAAGAUGAUUGCUGUGGUCCAAAACAAUGCAAUCAAUGCAGAGGACCUCAUGGUGCUGAAACACAAACUGAACAGACACAAUAUCAGUGUCAAGUUCUUCCCAAACCAGGUGACAAGGUCCUUUCUCAGCAACAGCAUUUACAGUAACCUGUUGCCUCUAUUUGUUGGCCAGACUGUGAUAUUUGUUAGUAAAGAGCCAAAAGUUAAAGAGAUGCUCCAAGCGUUAAAACACAGUCCUCAGAUGGUGCUGUUAGGCGCUUGUAUAGAGAACACAUUGCUUUCAUAUCAAGGCAUUCUCAGUUACUCCAGACUCCCAUCUAUGACCACUAUCCAGGGUGAGAUAGUUGGUGGUCUAACCAUGAUGACUUCACGGACUGUCUCAAUGCUGCGUCACCAUCCAGCUCACCUUUCCGCCCUCCUUCAGCAGUACGUCAAACAGCAAGGCUCUGGGGACUCCACAAAUGCUGUUACAGAUAAAGAUACUUCAACAAUACAGGAAGCAGCAGCUUGAAUUGUAUAAAAUAAAUGAAUAGCUGUGAAUGGUUGACAUAAAAUACAUACAAUAAAAUUGAGUUAAAGUUGGUUAUUUGGUCAUUUAUAUGCUAUAGUUACAGGUGAAUUUUUUGUUUGUCACUGUUCAUAAUGUGAAGACUGGGGCUGCAUUUGAUAAAGACAACAUCUCAGCUGUGUUCUCUAGCAGUGAUUUUUGUAUGUUAGUUUAAAAUGACUAAUUAAAAAACAUUAAAUGAGAAUAAUACUACUAAUAA
This is a messenger RNA of Carassius carassius (crucian carp), 1085 nucleotides long. RefSeq names its product mitochondrial ribosomal protein L10 (gene mrpl10). Gene Ontology annotation, molecular function: structural constituent of ribosome. Gene Ontology annotation, cellular component: mitochondrial large ribosomal subunit. The coding region runs from base 53 to 829 and encodes 258 amino acids. NCBI's taxonomy places the organism in Eukaryota, Metazoa, Chordata, Actinopteri, Cypriniformes, Cyprinidae. Gene Ontology annotation, biological process: translation. The record is from RefSeq and is a predicted model, not a curated record. The transcript has 5 exons.